Molecule: messenger RNA, 3587 nt
Organism: Erpetoichthys calabaricus (reedfish)
Lineage: Eukaryota; Metazoa; Chordata; Cladistia; Polypteriformes; Polypteridae
Gene: nrarpa
Product: NOTCH regulated ankyrin repeat protein a
Exons: 2
Coding region: 581-919 (112 amino acids)
Cellular component (GO): cytoplasm
Molecular function (GO): phosphatase regulator activity; protein binding; enzyme inhibitor activity
Source: RefSeq, a predicted model, not a curated record
GUCGUGAGGACUGCGACGUCGAAGCGACUUUACAGGAUUGCUUUUUUUUUUUUUUCGAUGUCCUUUUGAAAUCUUGUACUAACUUGGCUUUUUGAUUUUUACAGAGAACUUAAUUUGGAGAGGAUUUUUGCAUAAAUCGAUGCCGUAAAAAGUGACUGCGAGAAAAGGGAGAAAAGGCGCCUUGAUCAGGAAACGACGAGAAAGCACUUACAGCAACGACCGUUGAAUAUUUUGCUCUACAAGAAAGGAAGUACCGAGAUACCUUCGUGCUGCUGCUAAAGAGCUCGCUGUUCAUCGGGAGUUGGACCGCCAGCUCGCUGUUGGCAAUUUUCAAUUCGGAUUUCUUUCUUUUUUUAUUCCAAAUCCCAGAUUUUUUAUCCGGACUUUUUUUUUAUCAUUAUUACUAUUAUUAUUAUUUUUUUGAAUUUUACGUGGGAAGUGUAUUGUACCUGCCCGAUCGCACGUCCUUCUCCUCUCAUUUUGGAUUUGUACUUUCAAAAUCGGAACCUCUCGCAACUUCGAUCCAGGGCUGAGUCGGGACCUGAAACUGCCGAUUAAUCCCGUCCAGGUCCCCACCAUCAUGAGUCAGACCGAGAUCUCGACUUGCUCCGCGCCGCAACGGGUAUUUCAAGAGGCGGUGAAGAAGGGCAACACCAAGGAGCUGCACUCCCUGCUCCAGAACAUGACCAACUGCGAAUUCAACGUCAACUCGUUCGGUCCCGAGGGCCAGACGGCGCUGCACCAGUCCGUCAUCGACGGCAACCUGGAGCUGGUCAAGCUGCUGGUGAAAUUUGGGGCGGACAUUCGACUGGCCAACCGGGAUGGUUGGAGCGCCUUGCACAUCGCCGCUUUCGGGGGUCACCAGGACAUUGUCUUGUACCUGAUCACCAAGGCCAAGUACUCGGCGGGUGCCCGGUGAUGAGAGCCGCUGCGGCCGGACGACACCAAAUCGAGGGCCGCCGCAGUCCUCCGGGUGGCGAAAUAUAAACGCAUUGAAAGUGGCGCUGGCCUGGUACUCGAGCGGCGACGCGGAGGACUGGCGCACCACUGGGGGAUCCACGAAGAGCGCUUUGAAAGCUGGGCGCGGAGGUGACCUUCUCGAGACCUGCCCUGUGUAGAUGGCCUUCUCGCGUGGCUUUCUUCUCAUUCCCUUUUUUUUUUUUUGCCCUUUUCUUUUAUUUUUGUGUGUAUCGGAAUGUCUCCCAUUACACUGCCCUGUAGGGGAAUCGGGAUCUGCGCGUCUUGGGGGUUCCAAUGUCCUCUCCGCACGCCCCGCACAUUGAGCGGUUGAACAGAAUCAGUAUUUAUUGAACCGGCCAUGGCCCCCCUGGGGGGUCUUCUUGGUUUUUUUUGUUUUUAUUUUUUCUUUACGAGGCAUGUUUGAUCUACGAAGGUACAUUAGCGCCAUUCUUUGCCAUUAAGUCUCUAUGGGUGGGAGAAGAUGCAACAGGCUAAAGUCUUCGUGCUCCGCCCCCUCGCAGUGUACACCCCGAAACCCUGCCGAGGAUCGGGGGGUCCUUUCUCCGUUGACUCCUAUGGACCUGCUUUUGAUUGAUUUUAUUUUAUUUUUUUUGUCCGUUUUCUGUGCCAUCUACCUCGACUUUACAGUAUUCGUUUGGAACAUUUUCUGGAUUUUUGGUUUUUUUCUUCCUUGCUCGAGAAUAUUGCGGGAACGCGCGCCCCCGUUCCCUGCACGCUCUUUUGUUCCAGACGGAAAGCGGGUGUCCCCCCCCCCCUCCUGUUAAUUCUCUUGUCGAGUGUGUGUGGGGGGGGGGGUGCCCCCCAUUUCAGUCUUCUUGUGAAGCCAGUAAACGCGAGCAAGACGCGCUCCUCAUCUUCAUCAUCUUCACCCCGCCUGCGCUUUUCAAGUGCCUUUUGCGAGACCACCAACACCCCCCCCCCCCCCCCCCCCCAGUCCCUUUCACUUUAACCGCAUGUUUUCUUGGUGUACACUUCACAAUCUUGGUCAAAAGGGCAGCGAGCGCUUUCAAUGGGUUUAUAUUUGAUUAUCUCUUAAUGAGAAGAUACAGUAUGUACCUAUAUAUAUGUAUAUUGCAAGUAUGUUGCAAUUGUAUCCGAUAAUUAAUCUUUUAAGAUUUUGUUCUUAUGUUGGGAUUUACGAAAACGAGUGUAAAUGCAUUGACUGUUUUCUUGUUUUUUUAAAAAAGGCAGGGAGUUUCUGUUGCACAAAACGUGGAGCUUUUCGCGCCCCCUGGUGGCUGUCUAAUAUUAUUAUUGUUAUUAUAUUAUUAUUAUUAUUUUUUGGAACCAUUCGUGUGCUGAAGCCAAUAACUAUUUACUACUGAAUAGGCGACAAGAAAAGAACAGGGGAGGGGGGGGGGGGGGGGGUGUGGGGGGGUUACUCGGGAUUUUUUUUUUUGGCCUACAGUGCGCAAUCCCCCCCCCCACUUCUCAAUGCUAACUAAGGACGAGUUCAGAAUCACCGGCCACUUGCUGUAUGUGACAUUUACAGCGCCUUGUAACAUGCGAUGCUGCUUUAAUGGACGGUGUGUGUGUGUGUGUGUGGAGCGCGCGCGCGCUUGUUCUCCGGGUGCGCGCGUCUCUCUCUCCGAUCUCCUCUUUUUAUUAUUUUUUUUUCCAUUCCAACCCUAACAACCCCCCCCCCCCCCCCCAGGGUUGUGUAUUUAUCACUGAGUGUCCGAGUGAGAAGAAGUUUAUUAUUUUUUUUUUUUUCCUGGAUGAAUGAAUCAUUUGAAGAAAAGAAAGUGAGAAAGAAUCAGACUUGGAUUGAUGAGAAAAGGAAACAAAAUAUGCAUUGCUUAUUUUAAACUUGAGAAAUCCAAUUGUUGACGUUGCACUGAUGACUGCUUGCUUAUUGUGUUGGUUUCGUGCCAACUUUAUUAUUUUUUUUCUAAAUAGAAAAAAAUAAGAAACACAUCAAAUACUAUUGUAUGCGGAGCUCCUGGCUGCAGACUUUGAUUUUAUUUUAUUUUUGUCUCUUUGCAGAACGUAAUGUUUGCAAAGACGUGUUGUAUCUCUGUCAUUAAAGGAAUAAAAAAAAGAAAUAAUAAUGUAAGAGAGAAAGAAGAAAAGAAAAGAAAACGGAAUCAAACAAAAAAAAAAAUCAAACCGACCGGCCGGCCAUUUCUUUUGUGAAGUGUCCUCUCGGUGGGUUUGUGUGAAAGGGAAACAAUGGAUGUCUGGGCGGUGUGUGGGGGGGGGGGGGGGGGGGGUGUUUAGCGGGGGGGGGGGGGGAUUUUUUACUUGAUUGUGUCAUAACAUUUAUGACAUAGGAGUAAAAGAAAUCAGAAAAAAAAAUUUUGGAACAAAUGAAUUAAAAAUGUUCUAGAUUGGUAUUUCUGGACCAACUUCUGUGAAUGUCUUUGCUUUUUUAGGUUUUAAAAAUGCACAGGUAAUGCAAACAGCUCGGUUUUAUUCUUUCGGAAAAAUAAAAAAACAAACAAAAAAGUAAGAAAGAAGAAGAAGCCGGUUUGCAGAUGGAUGUUCCAUUUAUUUCUAAAUGUUGUAACACUGUGUUUAAUGUGAAAGUGUAUGCUGUAAUUUUGUACAUUUGUGUACAAGGCAGUAAAGAAAAUCAUUAAACCUUUACUUGUGAAGAAAACGAA